AUGAAAUCCAACCAAGAGCGGAGCAACGAAUGCCUGCCGCCCAAGAAGCGCGAGAUCCCCGCCACCAGCCGGCCUUCGGAGGAGAAGGCGGCCGCCGUCCUGCCCAGCGACAACCACCGGGCGGAGGGCGUGGCAUGGCUCCCGGGCACCCUAGGUGGCCGAGGCCACGGUCACGGGGGCGGGAGGCAUGGCCCGGCGGCGGCGGGGACCUCGGCGGAGCUUGGUUUACAACAGGGAAUAGGUUUACACAAAGCGCUGCCCGCGGGCCUGGACUACUCCCCGCCCAGCGCGCCCAGGUCCGUGCCGGCCGCCACCACGCUGCCCGCGGCGUACCCUCCCCCGCAGUCCGGGACCCCGGUGUCGCCCGUGCAGUACGCGCACCUGCCGCACACGUUCCAGUUCAUCGGGUCCUCCCAGUACGGCGGGCCAUACGCGGGGUUCAUCCCCUCCCAGCUGAUCUCCCCCACGGCCAGCCCCGCCACCAGCGCGGUGGCCUCCUCUGCCACCGGGGGCAUCUCCACUCCAUCCCAGCGCUCCCAGCUGGAGGCCUAUUCCACCCUGCUGGCCAGCAUGGGUGGCCUGAGCCACGCCUCGGGACACAAGGCUGAGCAGCAGCAGCAGCAGCAACAGCACUUGGGCAGGACUCCAGGGCUCAUGGCUCCGGGGUCCCCACCACCCGCCCCACAGAACCAGUAUGUCCACAUCGCCAGCUCCCCGCACAACGCAGCAGGGCGCACGGCCUCCCCGCCGGCCAUCCCCGUCCACCUCCACCCCCACCAGACGAUGAUCCCACACGCCAUCACCCUGGGGCCCUCCCCCCAGGUCCUAGUGCAAUACACCGACUCCUCCGGCAGCCACUUUCUUCCUCGGGAGGCCACCAAGAAAGCCGCCGAGAGCAGCAGGCUGCAGCAGGCCAUGCAGGCCAAGGAGAUCCUCAACGGGGAGCUGGAGAAGGGCCGGCGCUACGGGCCCCCCACCUCGGCCGACCUGGGCCUGGGGAAGGCCGGCAGCAAGUCGGCACCUCACCCCUACGAGUCCAGGCACGUGGUCGUGCACCCCAGCCCCUCCGACUACGGGAGCCGGGACUCCUCGGGGGUCCGGGCCUCCGUGAUGGUCCUGCCCAACAGCAACACCCCCGUCUCCGACCUGGACGUGCAGCAGCAGCAGCAGGUCGCGCACCGCGAGGCCUCCCCCUCCACCCUCAACGACAAAAGCGGCCUGCAUUUAGGGAAGCCAGGGCACCGGUCCUACGCGCUCUCGCCCCAACAGGCCCUGGGCCCCGAAGGCGUAAAGGCCGCUGCCGCCGUGGCCACGCUGUCCCCCCACACGGUCAUUCAGACCACGCACAGCGCCUCGGAGCCGCUCCCGGUGGGGCUGCCGGCCACCGCCUUCUACGCCGGGACCCAGCCGCCCGUCAUCGGCUACCUGAGCGGCCAGCAGCAGGCCAUCACCUACGCCAGCGGCCUGCCCCAGCACCUGGUCAUCCCCGGCACCCAGCCCCUGCUCAUCCCGGUGGGCGGCGCCGACGUGGAGGGCGCGGGAGCCGCCUCUGCAAUAGCCACGUCGUCGCCCCAGUUUGCAGCAGUGCCUCACACGUUCGUCUCCACCGCCCUCCCUAAGAGCGAGAACUUCGGCCCCCCUGAGGCCCUGGUCACCCAGGCCGCCUAUCCGGCCAUGGUGCAGGCCCAGAUCCACCUGCCCGUGGUGCAGUCCCUGGCGUCCCCGGCCGCCGUGCCCCCGGCGCUGCCCCCCUACUUCAUGAAAGGCUCCAUCAUCCAGCUGGCCAACGGGGAGCUGAAGAAGGUGGAGGACCUGAAGACGGAGGACUUCAUCCAGAGCGCGGAGAUCAGCAACGACCUGAAGAUCGACUCCAGCACCGUGGAGAGGAUCGAGGACAGCCACAGCCCGGGCAUCGCAGUGAUCCAGUUCGCCGUCGGGGAGCACCGGGCACAGGUCAGCGUGGAGGUUUUGGUAGAGUACCCUUUUUUUGUGUUUGGACAGGGCUGGUCGUCCUGCUGUCCAGAGCGAACCAGCCAGCUCUUCGACCUGCCGUGUUCCAAGCUCUCCGUGGGGGAUGUCUGCAUCUCGCUGACCCUCAAGAGCCUGAAGAACGGCUCGGUGAAGAAGGGCCAGCCCGUGGACCCCGCCAGCGUCCUGCUGAAGCACGCCAAGGCCGAGGCCCUCGCGGGCGGCAGGCACCGGUACGCGGAGCAGGAGAACGGCCUCCACCAGGGGGGCGCCCCGAUGCUCCCCGAGAACGGCGAACUGAAGUUUCCGGAGAAGAUGGGGUUGCCCGCAGCGCCCUUGCCCCCAAAAAUAGAACCCGGCAAGCCCGCGGCCACCGCGAGGAAGAGGAGGUGGUCGGCGCCGGAGAGCCGCAAACUGGAGAAGUCGGAAGACGAGCCGCCUUUGACUCUGCCCAGGCCCUCUCUAAUUCCUCAGGAGGUUAAGAUCUGCAUCGAGGGCCGGUCCAACGUGGGCAAGUAG
This is a messenger RNA of Pipistrellus nathusii (Nathusius's pipistrelle), 2487 nucleotides long. The record is from the annotation of a GenBank genome assembly. Lineage: Eukaryota; Metazoa; Chordata; Mammalia; Chiroptera; Vespertilionidae.